Linum tenue is the source of this 552-nucleotide messenger RNA. Lineage: Eukaryota; Viridiplantae; Streptophyta; Magnoliopsida; Malpighiales; Linaceae. The record is from the annotation of a GenBank genome assembly.
UCCGACAUCGGGUUUCGGACGCCGUCCGACGACGGGUAUUGGGCGAGGUCCGACGACGGAUUUCAGACGCCGUCCGACGGGUUUCGGACGAGGUCCGACACCGGAUUUCGGACGCCGUCCGCUGUCAGGUUUCGGACGAGGUCUGACAAUGAAUUUCAGACGUCGUACGACGUCUGGUUUCGGAUGCCGUCCGAACUCCAGCAUCGGACCGCGGCUUCUGGUCUAAACUGGAGCUUCUACCUUCUCCCUCCCCUUCCUGUUAUUGUUUUUCGUCUAUGUUGUGCUUGGGUUUGAAGAAGACGAUGAUGAUGGUUAACGCCGAGCCGACGCCAAGGAUAUGGGAACGACGAAGACGAUGAUUCGACGACGAACAGAGAAUGAAGAUGGGGGAUUCGAUCACAGGCAGAAGAUAAAGACGAUCAGAAGGCUAGCGAGCUAAGAGAUAAAUCGUUGUGGUAGGGUGGUUUGCAGUCGGGGACGUACUUCGCCGGCGUGAAGGAGAAAAAAUACCAGUCGGGGAGUCUUCAAAGGGCAAGGGAAUUGGCGAGUCAU